Pocillopora meandrina is the source of this 10618-nucleotide messenger RNA. Lineage: Eukaryota; Metazoa; Cnidaria; Anthozoa; Scleractinia; Pocilloporidae. The record is from the annotation of a GenBank genome assembly.
AUGAAUGAGUCGCUUCCUGUAUUCGGAAGCCAUUUCGGAGAGCAGCAGGAUAUUUCGACCUCGUCUAAAUCGUCGGAAGCCAGAAACAACUUUCUCUCGGACGUGAACAGCUCAGGUGACGAAAAUGUUUCUUUCAGAAAGUCAGGGAGCCUAUCACCAGGUGGAACCAGGAGGUACGGUAUGACAGAUUUUGGUGAUUUGGCUGGAGAGGAGACUGAUCUACUUGAACAAUUUGACCCACUUGUUUCUUCUCAAAGUAUAAGCUCGAGUUUGGCGGACGAAGACACGUCAAAUAUUACAAAGCGAUCCAUCCAAAGAUUAGACUCACGGGACAAAAUGGAACUACAUCGGGGUUCUGGACUAAUGUUCGGCCGUUUUAACGAAACAGAAUUGACAAGUUCAACAGUUGAUAGUUCAGAUGCUGUCUCUCAUAUACGGCUCAGUUAUGAUGCAAAUAACACGACUUUGGAGAGUAUCAGUACUACUAAACACCAUGAAAAUGCUGCAGUGAAGAGCGGUAAGGUUUCUGUGUGUGCUGUCAUGAGUUAAUAACAUUAAUUAUAAUCCGUUAGCCCUACUAGAGUUAAUUUUCAUUGGUUGUCAGUUUAUUUCAGUUCACGUCUUGCACGUAGUGUUAUUUACCAAGAGCGAUAUUUGAGUUUCCGCCUUCUCAAUAAUGGUAUUUGAAAUCGAACGCAUAUGAGGAAUUGAUUACUCUGAGGAUGCAAAAGAUAAAAAUUAACAUUUUGAGAAAAUUGAAACUGCCUGUGUCUGUGAAGGUGUAAUUAGUCGUGUGAUGGUCCAUAACAAAGUCAGCACGUAUGUAAUAUGAAUGUUUUUUUUUGGAUGUCAAGAAAAAUGUGAUAACUUCAGAUAUACAGAUAUAUUUGAACAAUUUAGGGAUAACCAUUGAGGUAUCAAGAGUUAUUUGUGUCUUUUUUCCUUUCAUUUACAAGCCAGCUUAGUUGGAUAUCAUUUUCCUUUAGUUGUAUACCCAAAUUAUUCAAGCAGUCCCUCCUCUUUGGCGAGGUCUGUCGCAUGAGUCAUAAAACAUCAGUGAAAAAAAUGAUGAUGCGCAGCAGGAGCUCCAUUAGUGAGGGGCUCGAAAAGUAAGGACUACAGACUAAGCCCAAGAGUUUUUCCCUCUAUGGCUGAGUAGAUUUCAGGUAUCAAAUUUUAAACUCAAUUAGGUAUAACUAAUGAAAUUAAUUAUCUUAAUUACCAGUCAAUCUUCAUGUUAUCACAACACACAGGUGGUUUUAGAAAAUUAUACCAUUUCAAAUUUUGAGGUGCACAAUAAAUUGGAACUCUGCAAGGAUGCCCUUGUGAACAAAACUCCUAAGAAGAUAAUUGAGAAGGGCAGGCUGGUUAAGGAACCAUCGUAGAACAACUUUUGCCAUGUGUGUGUUAGUAAUUGGUCUUCAGAGAUAGCAUUCAUGCAGUCUUCAUCCUUUCCUGGUGACUGAAUGGCUGGAGGGCCAAGUUCUUUAACUUGCUCCACCACAAUGUUAAUAAGCAGUGAAAUUACAAGGACACGUGCUAUAGAAAUUUUUGCAAAACAAAACACCUGGUAGACAACACUCUUUUCAAAGCCAGUUGGCAAAACUGUGAGAACAUCUGUGCCAGCAAUAAGGGUUUCUAGGUCCUUCAUCUGCUCUGAUUCCAGCCAAUGAAUGGUUGGAAACUGCAUAAACAUUUAUGCGAGUCAUCAGCCAUCUGAAACAUUGACAAGCGUGGACACGGAUGACCACUUCUUGAGAGAUUUCCAGCCGAUGGCCAAUCAUAUUUUUGCCUUGUGAGCACAACGUAGAAUUCAAACUCUUGGGCUUAGUAGGUAGCCCCUACUUUUCAAACGCCUCACUCCUAGAGCUGCUGCCUUGCAUCCAUGUCACUCCAUGUCCAAGAUCAAUCUUUUUUUCACCAGUUUUUCUUGACUAGUGCGACUGGUUUGCCAAAAAGGAGGGACUGCUCGUAGUCUAUAAUAGAAGGCUAGGCAAACUAGGAAAUUGUGAAUCAACUGUAGCAGAUUCUUUAGUAAACCUGAGUUCAAGAUUAAAAUCCAGUGAUAAUUUAACUGCAAUUUAGAUGUUUUACUGUAGGGUUAGUUGAUCCUUAUUGCAAUCUUACAACCAUGAACAUUGAUACUCUGCCCUUCUCUAUGUUGUGCUUUUUUACACCCUAGUAGUCAUUGAUUGCAGCAAGAUAUAUUGGGGAGGAGAAAGAUCCCUACAAUCUAAAUUGUUUUGCGAGGCAACACUCUUACACAUCAAACUUUUGAUCAACAAAAUUUUUCCAUCUGGUGACAGGAAAAAGUAUUCUGUCACCAUUUGACAAAUGCGAAGAGUAUAAAUGGGGAUCUUAAGUGCAAAAAAAGUUUUUUAGAUGCAGAUAGCAUCCAGAAGCUAAAAAUUCUCAUUCCUGGUGCUCACCACACCUUUUUGCUCAAUACAGUUUGGUAUUAACAUGCUAAACCAACCACUUUACUGUCAAUACAAUGGGAUAUAAACAAGAUAAAACAAGAAUUAUUCCUCUAACAUCUCAAAAAUGGCUCUGCUCUGAGUUUCUCCUAUGUAGGGAAGUGGCAAUAAUUAUAGUGGCCUCGUGCUCCAAAUGUGUCUGCUGGUUUGUAACUUGACCCUACAGCUGUACUGAUCUUAACCUCCUUCAUCAUAUAAAAGUCAUCACUAUUUUUUAACAGACACAGCAGAAGGAAACACACCAGAAGUGAAACUUACAGGUUCAAUUCAUGAAGGUUUGAGUGCACUGAAUGACAACUUCCGUGAUAUUGCUCAGCAUCGAAUACUAUCAGUAGCUGGUGAGAAAUGCUUUUUUUUUUUUUACAUUGUAAGGGUAAGGGGUUGUACAAAAUGUUCAUGGUGACUUCUUAGUUUUCUUACUUUAGACAGGGUAUUUGAGCAAUCUUAGCUGAAUUUCAAGACUUCACCUUAAAUUUACAUUUAUUAAAACAAACAUUUGGAUUGGCUUAUGAUUAGGUGACACAGUAUAAGUUUUAUUGCAACCAAGUUAGAUUACAACAAAAAAGAUUUGUAAUAACCACAGCCUCUUUGAGAGAGAACCAUUCAGUGUUACAUGACUGUUGCAUUUUUCUGUUUUAUAUGUACUUUGUAUUGCAAGUAAUAUGUGUUUUUUAAUUAUACCUUAAAACAUCGAAGCACUUCCUUUAUUUUAAUUCAGGUGAUGAUAAAAGUGGCAGGCCUGUGAUUGUUUUCUCUGCAUGCAGAAUGCCACAAAUAUCCUCCAUUGAUCACACAAGGAUGUUCAGGUAAAAACAAAUAUAUCAAAAUGCUUGUAAACUUUAAUAUUUUCAGGGCAAAGAUUUAAAUUAAAUUGUGGUUACAGUCAUGGGGUAACUUGCACAAUACUGACAAAUUGGGUAAGAGAAAACAAGCAGUGAAUUGGCUCUUCUUGUUUUAGUGGUAAAAACUGAGUGGCCCAAUACUAUACAGUAGGUAGCUGGAAUCAUUAAUUGUUCAUUUUCUGUGGCACUGUAAAUCAAACUUGGGAAGAGUAUUGUUACACAGAAGGGUAGGCCACAUGGAAAGCCCUUUGAUCACUCUAACAUUCAACCUUCAUUCUUGACCAGGUACUUGUUAUGCACUCUGGAUCAGUAUGUGGAGAAUGACUACACUAUUGUGUACUUCCAUUAUGGGUUGACAAGCAAGAACAAGCCAACAAUGUCAAAAGUGAUACAGCUUUACCGUGACCUAGACAGGAAGUAAGAUUUUAAUUCCAUUUUACUAAACAGGACUUGAAUAUGAAAGCUGAGGUACAGUAAAUUUUAACAAGUCAGUACACAUGGACAGUACAGACAACAAACAAACUUAUUUAACCCCCAUUAGAAUGAUCUUCAAUUAAGCUUAGAGUCAAGCUCUCCAUUCACUGCAGCUUUCUUUUGUAUUGUUAAAUUUUUCUGGUCAGAAAGGGCUCAUGGAAAAGAAUUAUGAUUUUUUCAGAUUUAGUCAAGAAAAAUUAGGUGCCAAGAUACCUCAGUAAACUGUUAUGAGCUAUGAUCUGGUUGCCAGAAAAUAUUUAAAAUCAUUUAUAGAAAGUCUUUGGAAAACAGACACAUUUAAUCAGGGGGGAAAAAAACACCACCGAACAGAAAUGUGGUUAACACUAACAAAAAAACCUUGAAAAUGUGACUCAACAAACACUGAAACUUGCACACCAUAAAAUCAUAUAAAAAAAAAAAAGCUUUUGUCGUUUCAAAUUUUAUAAAUGUCUCAGAGUGCACAUGCUACAGGGAAGUCACUCAUCACACCAGUUAAGUACUUAUCUUCUCAAUAUUAUCAUAAACCAUGGUCUGCUGUUCAUCAACUUGUCAAAUGAACAAUGAGUGGACUAACCCCUACAUAGUUUCAUUGUGUUAAGAGUGCAUUGUGUCAAUAAUAUCUUGUAUUGUCUUUGCUUAUUGAAAAUAAGUAUUCUAACAAAUGUUUUUGGAAAGAGAGGGCAGUGCUUACUUAAAUUUGAGUUGAGUUUAGUGGUUAAUGAACUCUUUUGUUUGGUUUUGAUACAUCAUUUAGGUACCGCAAGAACAUUAAAGCUCUUUUUGUGGUGCACCCAUCCAGCACUAUAAAGUUAAUAUGGGCAACCAUUGCCAAAAUCGCCAGGUACCAAGAGACUUUUCAAUCACGUUUUCUUACCAAAUAAAGUUGGUGUCUUAACUUUUUGAAAAAUAUUGAGUCACAGUAAAUAGACUUGAAACUGCCUUGAUCCAUUUUCUUAUCAAAAGUAUUUUUCAAGAGAAAGGUUAGCAUGUAACAACUUACAACAUGUCCCCAUUUUUCACAUUGCUGCCCUCAAUAACAAUUAGCCAGACAAGUUUGAAUUUGUACAACAUACUGCAGGUCUAAAUUGGCCUCCCUUUUUAGUCAGUGUAUAUUGUUUAAUGUUAAAUCUAUAAAUUACAUUAGAAUCAAUCAUAACAAAAAAUACUUCCCUACAAGUAACAAAAGAAUUUUUGAUACAAUUUCUUUUAUUUAUUAACAGCAGCUUAGAAACUUCUUGAAACAAUAUUAUAAGCAAGGGUAUAUAUUAUCAGUAAUAUUUUGGAUAUUAAAUUACUUUAAGUUCAGUGCUCCAAGCUGCAACCAUUGUAGCUUCAGCACUAUGGUUAGAAUUAAAACAUUUUAAGCUUGGAGCCUGUAAUGUAAUCACUGCGAGGAAGCUGAAUGUUUCACUUUAAAUUAUCAUUUACUUAUGAACACUACUGAAAAAAAUUAAUUCAGACCUGUAUGGGAUUUGAACCUAUGACCUCUGCGAUACUGCUGUGCACAGUGAUCUACCAACUGAGCUAACAAGUCAGAGAAGUCAGAGUGCUGCACCGGUAUCACAAAGAUCAUGGGUUCAAAUCCUGUACAGGCCAGAAUUUUUUUCAGGCCUAAUUUCAACUACUAGUUCAUUAGUGUUCAUAACUGCAAGGAUUGAUUCUAUAUUCAUUUCUUAUGUUUACAGCCAUAAUCAUUUACUUGUUUAAAUUUUACUCUUUUUCUUGUAAGUUUUUUAUUUUAUUUUAUUUUCUGUUUUUGUUUUUGUUUCAGUCCCAAGUUUUCAAGGAAGCUGUGUUAUGUGACUCGACUAGAAGAUCUUGCAGAAUAUGUACAUCUUGAUCAGAUCGAUGUCCCAGUGCAGGUUGCUGAGUAAGUAUUCAUUAGGAGGUGUAUUCUAUGUUGUGGUUCUAUUCUUUUCAUUUUCAAACUGGUUUGAAUUUUAAAAUCUGGCUUUUUUGAAAAACUUCAAACCAAUGGAACAUUUGAACCACAGCAUAAAAAUAAAUAAAUUAAACUUCAAACCAGGUUUUUCAAACAUAGAAGAAAGAGAACUUCCUCUCAUGCAGCAAUGUUGGGGCAUGUUACAAUUUGGUCCAUGGAAAGAUACAACAUAAGCAUGAUUGCCACUGAUCCUGUAAGUUUUUUUUUCCAGUAAAAUGAUAUUUUCAGUAUAUGUACCUUGAAUUUUCAGUUGAAAGCCUAUGCAGGGAUAUACAUGGUAUGAAUUUGAAGUCAAGCCUUUUUUUAGAUGAUGUAUACAUAGUUAGCUUUUUAUCAUUGAAGAGCAUGAAAAAUUCUCCAAAUAGCAGAAACAUUUUCCAUUUGUUUGAAUUAGAUCCUGCUCCCAUUCUAUUUCAAAAAUUACAGCUGCAGCCAUUUUAACUUCCAGAGUAUGCAAACUAAAAUAAAUGGAAAGUACUGUGUGCAGUAAUCAAUUGAAAAUUAACAACAUAAUUUAGGUAAUUUGACUUCCUUUUCAGGUAUGAUAAACAGAUUUCCAGCCAAGUGAGAAAUGGUUCCUCAAAACAACCAUCAGGAGUGUUUUAUGCAACUCCUGAUGAAAUACCUAAAACUCAGCAGUUUGGUGUUUCUUUGUCAUGGUAAGUUUUAUACUGACAUACAAUCAGCAUCAGAAUUGUUGACACUUUAUCAUUGAAAUUACAAUGUUCUUAAAUUUUAUUCCUUAUACCUUACUUCCAGCCCCUUCUCCACCCCUCCUCUCCCCCCCACAUAUGAUGCAGCACUUUGUUUGGGUGAUAUUCAUCUAAAAAUAAUUCCUUCAGAGUGGCUACAUCCAUCUAUCCAUGUAGUUUUACUCUAAGUGCAAACCUGUUGUUGCUUGAAUAGCUUGUAGUGUCUUGUAGGUAAUCACUUUUCUUUGUUAAACAUUUAGUUUUUGUUAUUGGAAUUUGUUCAAGCUAGUUUUGUAUUAUAUCUGGCAGCAAAUAUCAGGUGCCCUUUGCUGCACAAAUGAUAUGUAUCAAAAUAUUUUGUCUUCAACUUACUGUAAAUGUAUGAUAAUACCAAAAACAGGUGGGAUUUGUGACAGCCCACUAGUAAGGGCUCUAUUUCUAGACUACCAGCUCUAGACUAGGUCCUUGGCUGGGGUUGUGUGCUAUGUGCUCUUUGAGAAGGAGACAAUGUAUGGUCAAAUUAAAAGGCAAAAAGAUUUUCAUAGGGGCUGCUCUUUACCUUCAUAUAUCAUUCUUCUGUUGUUUCAGGAUGAGAGAAAACAACAAUGGUGAGUGUAUCCCACCUGUUGUGUCUACAUCAGUGGAAUUUUUAAGAGAAACUGGUAAGGAUGAAAUGAAAUUUGUGUGUAGAACCAGGAAUCUUCUCUGACUUAUUGAUAUACAAAUGUAACUUAAUGCUAUUGAGGUGAAUGCACGAAAUUGUGCAGUUUACCUGCCUUUAAGGACAUUAAGCUACUCACAACUUUGUCAUGCUGAGUUUUUCUAUUUUGGUUGCCCUAUAUUUUUUUAUCAUUUUUUUUUUAUAAUCAUCCUUCUCCUUAGGUUGUGAACUUAUCAAAACAGAGAUAUCAAUUUGUGAACAACCAAACUCUUUAUUCUAUUAGAAAUACCAUUUUCUAACAAUCACACUGAUUUUUCUGUAGCACUUGAGGUUGAGGGCAUUUUCCGACGGUCUGGCAACAUAGCAAUUGUCAAAGACAUCACUCAAAUGUUCAACAAAGGUACAUGAUUAUGUUGGUAGUUUUUUUAGAUAAAAAGAAAAUUCUCCAAAUUGGCCAUUCUUUGGCUAAACCUGUAAAUACCUUAAUCAUGAACUAGUACUAAAUAUAUUAUUAUGUUAUGGUUGGUCCACUUAUGUUGUGUUCCAUUGAGAUAGACAGUUUCAACUGCAACCUGUUACUUAAAGUUGAGGCUAUAAGCUAGUACCUGCAACUAUUGCUUCAUGGUAAGGCAACUUUUGAGGAAAUCUUAAAUAAAAUCAGCCAAAAUCAAAUUAAUGGAAAAACAUCUGAUUGAAUAAAAAAUGCAGUUGUACUGCAAGUAGUAAGUUAAGUAAGGCUUAGCAAGUUGAGACUGUUAAUUACCAUGAAGAUUUUUAUGCUUUGACAAUUGAGCAGGUUAAUUUUUUAAUUUUAGGUUUAUCAGUGCAUUAUAAAAACCCAGAGGACAUUCACUGUGCAGCAGUUAUUAUAAAGAGAUUCUUAAGAGAACUUCCAGAGCCGAUUCUAACCUUUAAACUCUACGAUACAGUGAUUCAAAGCACCAGUAAGUCACAAUCUUUCUGAUUUAUCAGAAUUAAUGUACAAAUGUUUUUUCAAAACACAUUGUAAUUAUCUAGUGGUUAUUUAAUUUGACCUGAAGUCUGAAUUGCAAUAAUUUGAAACAGAUAUACUUUUUAUCUAAAGGUCAAAAUUUUUGUACUUAUUUUUGUUUGUGUUUUGUUGAUGUCUUGUCUAACUAUUAGCAAUUCCCGAGGAAACCGAGAAGUUAAAGCAGAUGUGGCGAAUCUUACACCAUGAGCUAGCAGAAGAGAACUAUAUUUUGUUAAAAUUUCUCAUGCAGUUUUUAAAUGAGGUUGGUGUUCAUGUGUUACCAAAAUUGAUAAUGUUUGUGGAAUGAUUUUCAAAUUCAUUUUUUGUUCUUAAUUUGGUUUAACCAUUUUUGUUAUAAAUAAAUAUUAAAUGAAUAAAUAUCCUCCAAUCUCACCAAUACUGAGGUGUAUAUACUAUACAGCAACCAAAAAAACCCAGUUAAUUUCUGUCACUAUACAAAAGAAUGAAUAAAUUUGCAAUGAACUUGCAUUGUAGUACUUGUAACAACUGCUACAACCCAUUAGGUGACUGAAGAGCUGUUACACUAGUGUAACUAAGACAUUUCUACCUUAUUUCUUAUUCUUUAAGACUGGUGAGUUCUUGGUAGCGAAGACAUCUACUAUGUUACUGUGUUUGAUGUAAUUAUAGUGUAACAUCAGAUAUAUAAGAUGCCACAGGGUACAGUCUUUAUUCAGCUUCAUGUAGGUUUAAACUUCUUUUCCCAUUCUUAACAGGUACAGGAACAUUCUGCUGUCAAUAAAAUGACAGCAAAGAACCUGGCUAUUGUGUUUGGGCCAAACUUGGUGUGGUCCAAAUCUCAGGCUGCCUCUCUUGAUGCCAUGGCACAGAUAAACUCAUUCACUCUUCUUAUGCUGGAAAAUGUUAGCUAUUUGUUUGAAACUAGCUGAUUUCCAGAACAUACGUGUAUUCCUGUCAGAGGUGUACAGUUAUCACAUAAUGAAGCAUCUAUACAUAGUCUAGUAGCAUUCUCCUGGAAGACCUGUCAUUCAUUCAGCAGCAUCAAGUAUGCAGACAGUUUAUAUAAGUAUUGGAUUGUUCUCAAAAGAACAGAUGCCUGUGGACCUUACCUCAAAGAGGCUGUAUGUCAGGAACUGUGCUGCACCGAUUCCACCACAAGUGAAAACCAUAGAGUAUUGUUAUCACAUUAGAUAAAGGGUAGGGAAAGGGGAGGAGGGCCAUAGGUAAGAGGAAAAAGUGUUCAUUUAUGAUAAUACAUCAGCCUGAUAUGGACCCAAUACCAGAUGAGAGCUUAUGUAAGACUCCAACUCCUUUCCCAUGUAGAAAACCCUGUUCAAGUAGCUGUGUGAAAAAUCAUUUUGCAAAGGCAAUGAAAGGUCUCUUGCUCUGGUCAUAUUCAGUGAACUAAUAUAUUGACCAAGUGUCAAAUCAUUGACAUUGGCCCUCAGUCAAAAUGAUUGUAUACAAGUCAAAACAACUGGAUCAAACAAACAAAUAGUAACAUUGUUCCAAGGGUAUGGCUUCUUCCUAUCUCCCUGAAGCUCUGGCCCUAUUUUUUUCUCCCUCUUCUUACAGCAAGAAGAGGAGAGAACUUGGAAACAAGGUUUGUAUACAACUCAAGACUUAUGGUAAAUAACUUGUCAAGCAACAACUUAUCUUUUGUUUCUCUUGUCUCUCUGACUAAGUAUCAGUGCACUACCAAAGACUGUUCUAGUAGAAACAAGAACAAGACAAACCAGGAGACAAAAAUUUGUUUACUUAUUGUUUUUCAUGUUACACAGAAAGUUUGCCUGUAGGCCUCUCUUAAAUGUUCUCCACCCAGUACCCAUUUCUUGUAGUUUGCAUUCAAAGAUGUCAGACGAUAACCAUUUACCAUUCAAGUUGUAAAUGUUUGUAAGCGUUACCAAUUUUGUGUGAACAUAAAGAUGACAAAAUGGUUGUAAUGUUGAUAAACUAAAGAUAGUUUUUACAAAGGGCAGAGCAAGGUAUACAAAUGCCUUUGAAAGACCCUGUCACUGCUUAUUCCAAGUCUCCAAGUAUGAUAUAAAUAAUUUAUUUCUGUAGUUUAACAGAUUACUAGAAAAUAUUACUGAAAGAAAUUAAAAUAAAUACCCAGUCAGAGCUUAUAUAAAUUAAUUUUUUUCAUGUUUUGCAAAUCUCCAUGUACGAUUUUCACCCUUUACUUGUUUAAACAGAAAAUAUUACAAACGAAAUUAAAUAAACAGGCAAAAAAACAAAACUAUUGUUUGAAGUUUUGGCAAGUGCUUCUACACUAUAUUCAACACAGUUUUAAGGAAUGCACCAAACAUUACUUCUGUGAUUUCUAACUUGCUAGAUUCUGUUCUUAGUCCUUGAUGAGGGGAGCACCAAAAACACUAAGUUGUUGGGGUCCAAAAGCAAAAGUUGUCCAUGGACCUUGGUCUUAUGUCAAGCAGUGUAUCAGAAGUAUGGUGCAAACUUUGUAUGGUGUACAUAGAUAGAGUUCAAAGACCAGCCUCUUACAGUAACUCUGUAAAUCAAUAGUCUUGAUAUGUUAGUUAACUUCAAUUUUUGAAACUAU